UUGAAACUUAUCGCGCUCAGUAGAUAACUGUGAUCCAGCCGUGUGUAAACAGACAUUUAAAAAACGUCCUUUAGCUGAGGACAGAGAAGAGGAGUGAGCUCAGUUCCUAAACAGCGAACAUCAUGAACUACUUCAAUAAAAAACAAUGGUUUUUCAUGCAACUACAGUGUUUCCUGAUUGGCAGUGUAGCUGACUCCUUUCCCCUGUCCUCCACCAACAACCCCCUGUCCGUCACCUUCAAGGUAGGGAACCAGGCGGUGCUUCCCUGCAGCUGGAAGCAGCGCCUGGGGGAGGUGGCGCCAUCCACCUGCUACAUCCAGUGGAAUAGCCCUGCCGACACUGUCUUCGAGCGGCAGGGGAACGAGAAAUGGCAGGCAGAACAGUUUCAGGGCCGGGUGGAGGUUCAAUCGGAGAAGCUGGACUCCGGGGACUGUUCCCUGAUCAUCAGUGACGUGCAGAUCGGAGACACAGGGAGAUACGAGAGCUUCAUGGUGGUGGAUGGAGAGAGGUCCUCCAAAACUAGGGUCUUCAUUCAGAGUGUCAAGCUUUCCGUGUCUGACUAUAAAUCCAUUCAGUCUCGAGGUCUAGGGGAGGAUUUAGUUCUGGAUCUGUACACCCAACACUCCGUGAGGGUAGUGUUCCAGGGCAGGAACAGCUCAGAGUGGUCGGAUCGGUGGAUGAGGGGGGAUAAAGACAAUGAGCGUAUGGAGAAAGAUGCGACAAAGGAGCAGCUGAAAAUAAAGAACUUAAAGAGCUCGGACCAAGGAAUGUACAAAGUUCUGGAUGAGCACGGCCUCGGUGUCAGCACUGUGAUUUUGUCUGUUAACGAAGGCUCCAAAGCUGUCAAACUCACCCAAAUAAUGGAAAAUCAAGUACCAACAGAUGGUGCUGUCAGGAGCAGCUGUUCGGCUUUUGUUCUCCUGCCUGUUCUUGUCACAAUUUUCCAAAUUCUUUAUCUCCUCUAAGAAACUCCCCUUUACAAAACAAUGCACAUUUAUAUAUAUCAAUGCAAGUUUUUUUUUUGCUAGAUAUAUUCAUAGUGUUUCUGAACAUUAACCUGAAUGAGCUAGAUUGGACAUUUGUAAUAUUGCAGUGAAUUUGAGUUAGAUUUGUAAUUUUUCUCCAACAGGCUGAAUACUAAAAGAAAUAUAGUCAGAUUUUGGAACAGUUAGGGUUAGGGUCUCUUUUCAGUGGCCCCUGGUUUUCGUUGGGUUUUGAGCUUCUUGCAGCGUUUCUUUUAUGCAGCGCUUUCGAUAAAUGCUGAAUAUCUUUUCUCAAGUUGAUGACAAGUGUUCUAAACGGUGCGCAUGUGUUGUCACGUUGGUGAAGAUGUUUCUUUAUCUGCAUGUGUUUUGGCACAUUCAUGGUUUUAUAUGUGCAUUGUUUCUGAAGCUGCGGCGCGUUUCUCCUGAUGGAAGUGUUUUUGGCCUGUUGUAGCGAGUUUACCCAACAUACAAAUCACUACAUAUUUAAAAGAAAAAACAGAAAAAGGUUUAUGGAGAGAGAAACAAUUGUUUCAUGACAAAAUGACAAAAACAUUUCAGGAGUAAAGAAAAAGGAAACAAAGUAUUACAAUUCUUCAAAUCAGACAGGUUUAAGUUUAAAAAUGUGAACAUGCUUGGAGAAUGAUACAACACAGGAGUCUUUGUGCACGUAUAUGGGAUGUAUGUUUGUGUUUGAAUGUACAUAUGUGAUUAAAUACAGUAUGUACAGUAUCUAAUAGGAACCUCUUUGUGAUAAAUACUGCUGAUUCAUUUCUACCUGUGAUAUUUGUAUUUAUGUAUUUAGACAUUGUUGAAGUAGAUUGAUCAUGAAUAAAUAGAAUAAAACCAUCUCACACAA
Eleginops maclovinus (Patagonian blennie) is the source of this 1842-nucleotide messenger RNA. RefSeq names its product Ig-like domain-containing protein (gene igldcp). The transcript has 7 exons. Lineage: Eukaryota; Metazoa; Chordata; Actinopteri; Perciformes; Eleginopidae. Gene Ontology annotation, biological process: positive regulation of T cell proliferation; negative regulation of T cell proliferation; immune response. Gene Ontology annotation, cellular component: external side of plasma membrane. The record is from RefSeq and is a predicted model, not a curated record. The coding region runs from base 123 to 965 and encodes 280 amino acids.